AGUGAAGCAAUAAGCAAAAGACAUGUCGUUGAUAACACCAGAGAUAAAAUCUCUUAUAGAUCCAGUAGUAUCUAGUCUCAAACGUCACCAAAUAGAAGGAGACCAAGAAAUUGCCUUGGCAAUUGCCCAGUUGUUAAUGAAGGUGAUUUCGGCUGCCAGAUGGACCAAUACCUACGACUUGAUUAGCAUUAUCAGACAAGUUGGCAUCAUAAUUCACAAAGCAUAUCCUAGAAAAAUCAUACCUGGAAACAUAGUAAGACGUGUUCUUGCUUUAAUACGAGAUGAAAUUGAAACUGAACACGAAAAUACUCCUAUGAUGAGCUCAAUGUUUUCGUUGUUAUCUACUACUAAGUGUGAAGUUAGAGAAGAUCAUUCCAAAAAGCAGAUGUCAGAUAUGAGAGCAAUUAUAAUCCAAGGAAUUAGAGACUUGGUUGAUGAAAUUACAAAUGUUAGUGAAGGUCUUGAAACCAUGUGUGUUGAUUUAAUUCACGAUAAUGAAGUCUUGCUUACACCUACCCCUACUUCUGACACCGUAUUAAACUUUUUAAUUAAAGCUAGAACCAAACGUAAUUUCACAGUAUUGGUUAUGGAAAACUAUCCUAAUGAAAUUAAAAAGGCGCACCAAUUUGCCAAAACCUUGGCCCAACACAAUAUCGAGACCGUUUUGAUUCCGGAUACAACCACUUAUGCCGUCAUGUCAAGAGUUGGGAAAGUUAUAAUAGGAACCAAUGCUGUAUUUGCUAAUGGAGGAUGUUUAUCCAAUUCUGGUGUAGCCAAUGUUGUUGAAUGCGCUAAAGAACAUAAAACUCCUGUUUUUGCAGUUGGUGGAUUAUAUAAAUUGUCACCAUUAUAUCCAUUCAGUCGUGAUGAUUUGAUUGAAGUUGGUAACUCCGGACAUGUAUUAAACUAUGAUGAUUUUGAAUUGGUGGAUAAUGUUGAAGUUGUUACUAACCCAUUAGAAGAUUAUAUUCCUCCUGAACAUAUUGAUAUCUUUAUAACCAACAUUGGUGGGUUCGCUCCUUCAUUUAUUUAUAGAAUCGUGUUGGAUAAUUAUAAAGUAGAAGACAACAAAUUGGAAUAGACUCAACCUUGAUUAGAUUUAACUAUUUUAAUUAACUUUGGUUUCUUCUUGGUUACAAGGCAAGAGGGGCUAAUAACUAAACUUUGAUUCUCAGGAUUUGUAGGAGCAGCAUUUAUGGUAUUGUAGUUUGAUUUGGAUCUUUUCUUUAUAACUAAUGGUUUUGUAUGGUAGUCAUUGUCUUGAUCUAAGGACGAAUCGUGGUUAAGUCCAGCAGAUCUAGUAAUCUCUUGAUCCACUAAUGAAGUCAAUUGCUCUAGUAUUGAAAUUUGUUCAUAUUCUUCCGAUGUUCUUUCUGUGGUAUAACCGGUUGUAAGUAAUUCUUCUUCUUGCCAGGAAUUUGGUAUAUAAGUUGGAGGAUCAAUUGGCUGGAAUAGCCUUCUGAAAGAGUCCUGAAUUCUAGUAAAGAAGAUGAACCUUCUCAUGGUUAAAGAAUGCCUGUAAGAAGGAAGAGUAGUUGCAAAAAUUAGAAAACAAAAACUACAGUGCACAAAUAAAACUUAGAAAGCCAUAUUUUUAUUUAGAUAUAAAAAAACAAUACCAUAUAUAUAUAUAACAAGCAAUUGAUGACCAGCAUAUACUCGCUGUUUAUAAUUUGUUCACCUUGACACUAACAACAUUUGGCUUUUCUUCCUUGUCAGGUUCAACCUUUGGCAAAACAAGUUUAAUUGAACCACCAGUAAUAUCAGCCUUGAUAUCAUCAGGAUUGAUUGGCUUAGCAAAGAUUCUGCUACUGACAAAAGAUCUUGAAGUUGAUCUGUUUUCAUCUUUUUCUUCAUGGGAAAUUGAAAUAACCAAUUCAUUUUGUUUCUUGUGGAAAUCAAUCUUGACAUCUUCUGGGUUUAAUUUACCUUCUGGUUGAGUGAACGUGACCAAGUACUUGUCUUUUUCUUCGGUUGUUUUCAAAUCUUCAUCAAAUCCAACAAAGUACUUACCAGCAUUGAAGUUUCUCCAGAAGGAAUCAUUGAAGUCACGCAGUAAAGUAGAUUGGCCUCCCCAAGGAGUUAAACUAAUAUCAUCACCUUGAGUGAUUUGUCUUGGGUUGUAAUCAGCUGGCUUUUGAGUAGUGUAUCUUCUUGGUCUAAAGAAAAAGUCGUCGAAAUCGUCGUCAAAAAAGCGGGAAAACAUUGUGAAUAUAAUUGAUGUUUAUUGUUAUUGAAGAAG
This is a messenger RNA of Spathaspora passalidarum NRRL Y-27907, 2242 nucleotides long. RefSeq names its product translation initiation factor eIF2B subunit beta (gene GCD7). Gene Ontology annotation, molecular function: translation initiation factor activity; guanyl-nucleotide exchange factor activity. Bases 23 to 1081 code for a protein of 352 amino acids. Gene Ontology annotation, cellular component: eukaryotic translation initiation factor 2B complex. Gene Ontology annotation, biological process: translational initiation. Lineage: Eukaryota; Fungi; Ascomycota; Pichiomycetes; Serinales; Debaryomycetaceae. The record is from RefSeq and is a predicted model, not a curated record. The transcript has a single exon.